AUGAACUGGCUUGUCGUGGGCUCUGUGCCCCUUAUCAUUGUUGGCUUCUGGCUCUACACGAGUACCUUGAGCUUAUCCUUCCCCGCACUGCAGAACAAGCGCAUCCUGUUGCUCAUCGCUCAUCCUGAUGAUGAAGCAAUGUUCUUUGCACCUACUUUGCUGUCUUUGACGCGUCCAGAACUCGGCAAUCACGUGAAGAUCUUAUGUUUGAGCAGUGGCGACGCAGAUGGUCUGGGUGAGACGCGUAAGAAAGAGCUGGUUAAGAGCGGUCUGCAGCUCGGUAUUGGCAACAAAGACGACAUUCACGUCAUCGAAGACAAGAAUUUUCCUGACUCCAUGACCGUGACAUGGCACCCUCGUCUGAUCUCUAACCUUCUGACGGCAACGUUUGCCCCAAAGAUGUCCUCGAUUUCAGCCAAGGAAGCCCCACAAGCCAACAUCGAUGCUAUCAUCACUUUUGACGCCCAUGGGGUCUCUGGUCACCCGAACCAUAAGUCGCUCUACGAUGGCGCACAUACUUUCCUGAAGGCGCUUAUGCAUAGACAUAGUGGCUGGGAAUGUCCCAUCAAGCUCUACGCGUUGACCACGACCUCGAUCUUCCGGAAAUACGCAAGCUUGCUGGACGCUCCUGCUACUUUGAUAACUGCCAUCGCCAGGAAGAAGGAGCUUGGCAACUUCCCAACGCCACUACUGUUCGUUAGCUCUCCAUUUGCGUACAGGACCGCCCAGAAGGCUAUGACAACGGCACACGAGAGUCAGAUGCGCUGGUUCCGUUGGGGCUGGAUUACCUUCGCACGCUACAUGAUCAUCAACGACUUGAAGAAAGAGAAGACCUUGUGA
Macroventuria anomochaeta is the source of this 840-nucleotide messenger RNA. RefSeq names its product phosphatidylinositol glycan class L. Lineage: Eukaryota; Fungi; Ascomycota; Dothideomycetes; Pleosporales; Didymellaceae. The record is from RefSeq and is a predicted model, not a curated record. The coding region runs from base 1 to 840 and encodes 279 amino acids. Gene Ontology annotation, cellular component: endoplasmic reticulum. The transcript is spliced from 3 exons. Gene Ontology annotation, molecular function: N-acetylglucosaminylphosphatidylinositol deacetylase activity. Gene Ontology annotation, biological process: GPI anchor biosynthetic process.